GGAGCCUGCGGUCGCUUACUUCAGUCGCGCGGCGGUAGACUGGUUCUCCAGCGGAGGGUGGAGACGCGUCGCCGAGGCUGCCAGCAACGUUCUGCGAAGCCAGUCGGACACCAUGGCGGACAGCCGGGAUCCAGCCAGCGACCAGAUGAAGCUCUGGAAGGAGCAGCGGGCCUCGCAGAAACCUGACGUCCUGACCACCGGGGCCGGUAAUCCAAUUGGAGACAAACUUAAUGUUAUUACAGCAGGGCCCCGGGGACCUCUUCUUGUUCAGGAUGUGGUUUUCACUGAUGAAAUGGCUCACUUUGACCGGGAAAGAAUUCCUGAGAGAGUCGUGCAUGCUAAAGGCGCAGGAGCUUUUGGCUACUUCGAGGUCACUCAUGACAUUACCAAAUACUGCAAAGCAAAGGUGUUUGAGCAUAUUGGAAAGAGGACUCCCAUUGCGGUUCGAUUCUCCACUGUCGCUGGAGAGUCGGGCUCAGCUGACACAGUUCGGGACCCUCGUGGGUUUGCGGUGAAAUUUUACACAGAGGAUGGUAAUUGGGAUCUUGUUGGAAAUAACACUCCCAUUUUUUUCAUCAGGGAUGCCAUACUGUUUCCGUCCUUUAUCCACAGUCAAAAGAGAAACCCUCAAACGCACCUGAAGGAUCCGGACAUGGUCUGGGACUUCUGGAGCCUGCGCCCUGAGUCUCUGCAUCAGGUUUCUUUCUUGUUCAGUGAUCGAGGGAUUCCAGAUGGACACAGGCACAUGAAUGGAUAUGGAUCGCAUACUUUCAAGCUGGUUAAUGCGAAUGGAGAGGUAGUUUAUUGCAAAUUCCAUUAUAAGACUGACCAGGGCAUCAAAAACCUUUCUGUUGAAGACGCAGCACGACUUUCCCAGGAAGAUCCUGACUAUGGCCUCCGGGACCUUUUCAAUGCCAUCGCCACAGGCAACUACCCCUCCUGGACUUUUUACAUCCAGGUCAUGACGUUCAGUGAGGCAGAAACCUUUCCAUUUAAUCCAUUUGAUGUCACCAAGGUUUGGCCUCACAACGACUACCCUCUUAUCCCAGUUGGUAAACUGGUUUUAAACCGGAAUCCAGUGAAUUACUUCGCUGAGGUUGAACAGAUGGCAUUUGACCCGAGCAACAUGCCACCUGGCAUCGAGCCCAGCCCUGACAAAAUGCUUCAGGGCCGCCUUUUUGCCUAUCCUGACACCCACCGCCACCGCCUGGGACCCAACUAUCUUCAGAUACCUGUGAACUGUCCUUUCCGUGCUCGAGUGGCCAACUACCAGCGUGAUGGCCCCAUGUGCAUGGUCGACAAUCAGGGUGGUGCUCCAAAUUAUUACCCCAAUAGCUUUAGUGCCCCCCAAGAACAGCGCUGUGCCAUCGAACAUAGCAGCCGGUGUUCUCCAGAUGUGCAGCGCUUCAACAGUGCCAAUGAAGACAAUGUCACUCAGGUGCGGACCUUCUAUAUGAAGGUACUGAAUGAAGAGGAGAGGAAACGCCUGUGUGAGAACAUUGCUGGCCAUCUGAAAGAUGCACAACUUUUCAUCCAGAAGAAAGCGGUCAAGAACUUCAGUGAUGUCCAUUCUGACUAUGGGGCCCGCAUCCAGGCUCUUUUGGACAAAUACAAUGCUGAGAAACCUAAGAAAGCCAUUCACACCUGGGUGCAGCAUGGGUCUCACUUGGCUGCCAGGGAGAAAGCGAAUCUGUGAGAGUCGGCACCCUGGUCCGGCCCCAGGUUGCUCUCCACCUGUGAAGCAGCGCACGGUGUCCACUCUUCGCUGGAUAGAGCCUUCUCCUGUGCUAGGUGUGCAAAGGCAAGCUCAUGCCUUUAAAAUGAUAAUCCAGGUUUCUAUAGCAAGUAAUGCAGCAAUGGCUUUUAAUGCUGUUCCCCUAGAAGGAAGUGAGGGUUAGGGCUUAACCGGUCAUAUUAAAGAAAAUGUAUUUGCUGUGACAUUUGGAUUAUUCACUUAAGAUGACUGGAAUGAAAGUUUCUAACAGAAAGAUGAUUUUAUUUGAUAAAAAAAAAAUCUUGCUGAAGUUAGUAUGUUUACAUAUCAUCUCAUGGCCUUAUUAAAUAAAAAUAUGUCUGUGAUUAUAUAAGAAGAAAAGAUAAUCUGCUCAGAAAUUUUAAUUUCUCUCAGUUCCCUAUAGAAAAAACACAUUUAAUGAAUUGAUAUUUUUUGACAGUAACUUCAGUGACAUCAUAGCUUAAUGCUUAUUCCUGCUUGGAACUGCUCAGCUUUUUUAAACUUGGGAUUACACUUAUGCUAAUAUAGCAUUGAUUUUACGACAGACUGAUUUGUAAUUGUUACAUUUUUACAAUAAAAUAAUCUGUACAUAAGAAUAGAAGAAUGGUAUUUGAUUUCUUUAGGCUCUUUCUGGAAUUUGGACUCUUAAUCCGAGUAUCAUGUGUUAUCAGAUGCUUACCCUUAAAAUUGAAAAUAAACCAAUGUCACAAGGA
This is a messenger RNA of Neofelis nebulosa (Clouded leopard), 2448 nucleotides long. It is a transcript of the gene CAT, whose product is annotated as catalase. The record is from RefSeq and is a predicted model, not a curated record. Gene Ontology annotation, biological process: hydrogen peroxide catabolic process; response to hydrogen peroxide. The transcript is spliced from 13 exons. Gene Ontology annotation, cellular component: cytoplasm; peroxisome; mitochondrion. Gene Ontology annotation, molecular function: catalase activity; heme binding. NCBI's taxonomy places the organism in Eukaryota, Metazoa, Chordata, Mammalia, Carnivora, Felidae. Bases 113 to 1696 code for a protein of 527 amino acids.